Melanotaenia boesemani (Boeseman's rainbowfish) is the source of this 3942-nucleotide messenger RNA. RefSeq names its product protein phosphatase 1, regulatory subunit 21 (gene ppp1r21). Gene Ontology annotation, cellular component: early endosome; membrane. NCBI's taxonomy places the organism in Eukaryota, Metazoa, Chordata, Actinopteri, Atheriniformes, Melanotaeniidae. The transcript is spliced from 22 exons. The coding region runs from base 635 to 3007 and encodes 790 amino acids. The record is from RefSeq and is a predicted model, not a curated record.
CUGACCUGUGCUGUUAUCUCCGGUCGGCUCUCGCUUAGAGAGGAUUUUUCGGGACAGCUAGAAAAUGACAGAUGAAUUGAUAAUUAAGACUGCUUCACUGGCUUAACAGCAACAUCCUCACUCUUAAAGAAGGGUUUACUGACGCCGCUGGUUGCACUGCUCUUGUCAGAUAAUACUGACCUAAAUGAGCUGCAUGGUGUCGGGAUUUGUUUUGCUACAUAGCUAGUUAGCUGUUGGCUAGCCAGCUAGCUAGCAUUUAGGCUCUGUCACUGCUAACUUAAAACAGCUGUCAAGCCGGAGUAACAUCCAGCAUUGGAAAGGAACUAGUAGCGUUUAUCAAAUGAUCCCCACCCAGGUCACUUUUCGGGACUUGUGACUGUCCCUACGUAACUAUGUUUACUAGGUAAUUUUUCCUCACGUAAUGGUACAAGCCGCUACGGUAUAUUUAAUAAAACCAGGGGACAAACGAGCCUUAAAUAGCCAAGUCACAUCCUAACUUAAGCAUUGUCAAGACUUCAAGAAACUGCCCGCGUGAGCUACGGUCUUUGACAAGCAAAUUAAACAGCCAACAGUUAGCCUGGUUAGCUAGGACAGCUUAUUUCAGCAUCAAUCAGUUAGUCACCGGAUAACAACAAUGGCUAAUACAGACCUGCAGACAAAAUACAGCAAGCUGGCACAGGAGUAUUCUAAGCUCCGUGCUCAGAAUCAGGUGCUGAAAAAGGGAGUUGUAGAUGAGCAGGCCAACUCUGCCUCUCUAAAGGAGCAGCUGAAACAAAGGGAGCAGAGCCUGAGGAAGCAGGAGCAGGAGAUGGACAGCCUCAGCUUCAGAAACCAACAGUUGGCCAAGAGGGUGGAGCUGCUGCAAGAGGAGCUAGCUGCUAGUGAUGCCAGGGGCAAAAAGGGGAAGGUGAUCAUGAGGGGAAAAAGUAAGGGAGACUCUCCCUCACAGCAUGGUCUACAGACUCAGAGUGUUUUUGAUGAGGACCUGCAGAAAAAGAUAGAAGAAAAUGAGCGACUUCAUAUACAAUUCUAUGAAGCAGACCAACAGCACAGGAGGAGGGAGGCUGAGCUGAGGGCUCGACUAGAAGAGCUGGAGAGAGAUGCUGACCAGCACCAGACUGUUGUAGACGGACUAAACACAAAGUACGUGGAGACGAUUGAGAAACUGCAGAGUGACAAGGCACGGUUAGAGAUGAAAACACAAACUCUGGAGCGGGAAGCAAAAGAGUGCAGAAUGCGAACUGAAGAGUGCCAGCAGCAGCUGAGACGGUGCCAGUCGGAGCUGAACAGACAGGUGAAACAAAGCAGCAGUGUAAUCCAGGAGAAAGUGCCCUUCAAUGACACCAAAUUUAGCGAUUACAACAGUCUAAAUGUGCCGUCUCACAAUCGAAGGCACCAGCUUAAGGCUCGGGAUGUUGCCAGCCAGGCACUGAGCUUCAUCCAGGACCUCGUUGCCGCUCUGUUGAACUUUCACUCAUAUACGGAGCAGAGAGUACACAUCUAUCCACUAGACUCCUCCCUCGAGCCCAUCUCUCCUCUUAACCAGAAGUUUUCUCACUAUCUACUUGAGAAUGCAGCCUAUGUGCGCCCCCUGGAGGAAAGCUUUCUGCAGUUAUACCAAAGUAUCACAGAAGACACAGUCACAGUACUGGAGACUGUGGUCAAACUCAAGAAUUUUGCUGAAACUUUCUCCACCUACACCCACUUUCUACAAAAGAUUCUUCCGUACCAGCUGAAAAGCCUGGAGGAAGAGUGCGAGGCACCUCUUUGCACUGCUGCUCUUACUGUAAAAAACCAGGAGUUACAGAGCGACAUGAAGAAAGUAACUUCUGCGUUUGAGAAGCUGCGGAGCUACAUAAACCUUUUGGCCUUACCCAGUGUUCAGCAGGACGCCGUGCCACCGAGCAGCACCUCAGCUGUCUUCACCCAGCUGGCUGCCUGCCUGCACAGUCUUCAUGAUGCCAUUAAAGAGAUGUCAAAGCAUUACAAUCAGAAGGCCAGCAUUGAGCAGGAGCUCCCCACAGUCACCCAGAAGCUCUGUACAACCACAGAGUGCCUCCUCGGAUCUUUGGGUUCACUGACUAGUAGCACUGGCAAGAUUGCCACUUUCUUCAGCAACAAUUUGGACUUCUUCACAUCACCAGGUUACAGUCCAAGAGGGAGCUCAGUGACUCUCAACCCCUUGCAAGCAGAGAGUAUGCUGGCCAAUAAAAAGAAAGCAGCUGCCUAUAUCCAUGCUAUCAAAAAGACCCGACCCCAGUCUGUUCCAUACAGAGAAGCCCUGUCAAACCGUCGAAUACUCACCAGCUCCACUGAAAGCAGAGAAGGUCUCACUCAGCAGGUGCAGCAGAGCCAGGAGAAGAUCGCUCGGCUGGAGCAAGAGAAGGAGCACUGGCUCCUGGAGGCCCAGCUGGGGAAAGUGCGUUUGGAAAAGGAGAACCAGCGCAUUGCGGAUCUGGAAGCACAGCUUACAGCAGCUCUGGGGGGAAGUCCAAACGCACAAACGGCAGCAGCCAGCACGCUCUCACAAAGCCACGAGGUAGCAGACACAGAGCAGAAAGCCACAGGGAAGGAGGCGACUCUGUGCACCAGCCUGGUGGGCAUGUUGUGCACAACACCUACAGUUGAACAUGUGGGAGACGAAGAGUCUCGGGAGGAGCUGAUAAAGACUCACUACAUGACCAGAGUGGGAGAGCUCACUACCCAGCUCCAGAUUUCAGACAGCAAAGCUGUGCAUUUUCACUCUGAGUGUCGAGCUUUAGCGAAGAGAUUAACCAUUGCAGAGAAAUCACGGGAGACUCUGAGCGAAGAGGUGAAAGUGGCUAAUCAAAACAUCACACGCUUGCAGGAUGAGCUGACUACGACGAAGAGGAGCUACGAGGACCAGCUUAGCAUGAUGAGCGACCAUCUGUGUAGCAUGAAUGAGACUUUGAGCAAACAGAGAGAGGAAAUUGACACGCUCAAACUGGGCAGCAAGGGAAAUGCCAAAAAGAACAAGGGACGCUAAAGCUGCCCUCAGAGUUUGGCCACCUUGGGAGAAGACUUGCACAAGGAGCCUCUCAACAGAAUCCUGCCACAACAAAACUAUAGGACGACUACAAGAGCCUCACAUCUCUGCAAUGUCACACAGCGGAAACAAGCAAACGUGUGGGGGCCUCGACUGAAAUACAAUGUUUUUCUCUUUUCCAUGUCACAACACUUAUUAAAACAUAACAUGAUUUUCUUAAAGUGGUUUCCGAGAUUCAAAUGGAAGUUUUUACCUGACGUGUGAAACCUCUUUUACCUGAAAGGGGGCAGAUGAAGAGCUGAAACAGCUGAAGUUGUAAUACUCAACUGACAUCAAGACUUGAAGACCAAACCCUGUUAAUGUGUGUAGUUUUCUGACAUCAUGUAUGUAUGAGAACAUCAAACUGUGCCCUCUUACUGCUUUUCUAGGCGAACCCAGAGUAAAUGCUGGUGUGGUUGUGUGUGAUUAGACUGUUGUUUGAUUGUGUGACCUUACAAUUUUUUUUUAUCAGAUCACGUUUAAGAGUAUUGGUAAAGGCGGUUCCAGGGGCCUGUAAAUCCACCUAUAACAUAACACCCUUUCUAACACAAGCUUCUGGGAAGAAGGGCUGUAAAAUCUAAAGGAACAGCUGACAGAGACACUUUUUCCUGAGAUAUUUUGAGUCCUCUGGGAGAGAAGAGAAGAAAAGAUGCCUGCCUUGAAGUGCUGACUUACUAUGUUUACUAUGAUAGAAAGGGAAGGACAAGCUGAAGCUUGUGAAAAUUAUGUCAAUCUUUGUCUGGAAAGUUGCUCUGCAACAGUUUUUCUUUUUAAAUCACCAAAGCAGUUGUGGCUGUGCACUCAGAGCUCUAAUAUAAGGUUAAAAAGGGUUCAUGUGAAUAUACAUUCAUUUAAAAUCAUAAUGUACUGUAUAAUUUCUUAAAAUAUAUUUACAA